This is a messenger RNA of Solanum stenotomum, 962 nucleotides long. RefSeq lists its product as uncharacterized. The record is from RefSeq and is a predicted model, not a curated record. Gene Ontology annotation, cellular component: EMC complex. Gene Ontology annotation, biological process: protein folding in endoplasmic reticulum. The transcript has 6 exons. The coding region runs from base 89 to 625 and encodes 178 amino acids. NCBI's taxonomy places the organism in Eukaryota, Viridiplantae, Streptophyta, Magnoliopsida, Solanales, Solanaceae.
AGAAGACUCCCAAAGGCGAAAACUCCUAAAUUUCAUCAAUCAACGAAACACAGUGUGCGUGUUGUGGUGUAUGAAGUGAAAAAUCGCCAUGGAUAAAGGUAAAGCAGUGAUGGGUAUGGGGCGUAGAUGGGCAGUGGACUUCACAGAUAAUUCUACUUCUCCUCCCUCCCGUGACAUCCCUGAUCCACUUGGAUUCACUCGCGCUUCUCAAGAUCAGGAUGAUUCAACUCUGAGUCGUGAAAAGAAGAAUGCUGAAGCCAAUUGGAAGUCCCAGAAAGCAUGGGAAGUGGCACAAGCACCUUUCAAGAAUUUGAUGAUGAUGGGUUUCAUGAUGUGGAUGGCCGGAAGCACAGUUCAUUUGUUUAGCAUUGGUAUCACAGUUUCAGCUCUGUGGCAGCCUGUCAGUGCUCUUCAAGGAGUUGGGAAAGUUUUUGAGCCUUACAAGGACAGCAAAGUGGAUCUUCUUGGGCCAAAAUUAGUAUUUAUUGCGCUCAAUCUAGUGGGUUUAGGACUGGGCGUCUGGAAGCUUAACACUUUGGGUCUUCUUCCAACUCAUGCGUCAGAUUGGGUUUCAUCCUUGCCACCUGCCCAGGAGGUUGAGUAUUCUGGUGGAGGUUUCCUUUGAAUUAAACAAGACAGAAGAUCUUGAAUUUGGCCAAGAUAGAAAUUACACUUCUUGAAGCAGUAGUUUGACAAUAUUUUCUUGAUGCAAUUGAGGAUAAAACACGAGAUACUUAUCGUUCAUUUCUCUCACGAUAUCUAUCAUUAUCGUCUCACAAACUGCAUGAUCAGAUUCCUAUCUUGCUUAUCCUCUCAAGAACCUAUGUUUCUUGCAGCCAUGUUUUUCUUUUGGAGUAAUGUUUUCUAAGGGACCACUUUUAUGUCAUAUAGCUAUGAAUACUUAUCUAUGAUAGUUGAAAUUCCAAGCAUUCCCACAUCAAUUUCAAAUUCUGUGUAUUUAU